CCCUUUGGGAUGGAGGGAACAGGCAGCGGCUGGACAGCUGAGCUCACCCCCCCAUGCGUGAUGCACGAGGUGAAUUCGAAUGACACCGGUCAGGUCUUUGAGGUGGCGCUGCAGAACGGUUCCUCCAAGCGCAGCCCCCAGUUCGUGGGCGUGGAGCUGCUGCAGUCCUUCAAGCUGCUCAUCAUUCCCUGCUACACCCUCGUGGCUCUGGUGGGCGUCUUCGGCAACUACCUGCUCCUCUAUGUCAUAUGCCGCACCCGUAAGAUGCACAACGUCACCAACUUUUUCAUUGGAAACCUGGCCUUCUCUGACAUGCUGAUGUGUGCCACAUGUGUCCCCUUCACACUGGCCUACGCCUUCAACCCACAUGGCUGGGUGUUCGGCCGUUUCAUGUGCUACCUGGUGUACCUCAUCCAGCCCGUGACGGUCUACGUGUCGGUCUUCACUCUCACUGCUAUUGGUGUGGACAGAUACUAUGCCACAGUUCAUCCUCUGAAAAAGCGCAUCUCGGUCUUGGCGUGCACCUACCUCCUGUGUGGGAUCUGGCUGCUGUCCUGCGGUCUGGUGGCUCCGGCUGUGGCUCACACGUACCACGUGGAGUUUAAGAAUGAGGGCUUCACCAUCUGCGAGGAGUUCUGGAUGGGCCAGGAGAGGGAGCGGCUGGCCUACGCCUACAGCACUCUAUUCAUCACCUACGUCCUGCCUCUGUCGGCGCUCUGCAUCUCGUACCUGUGCAUCUCCGUCAAACUACGGAAUUGUGUCGUCCCCGGCCACCACACGCAGAGCCAGGCGGAGGCUCAGCGCAUGCGCAAGCGAAAGACCUUCCGGCUGGUGAGCCUGGUGGUGGCAGCCUUUGGCGUCUGCUGGAUGCCCAUCAGUGUUUUCAAUGUGCUGCGUGACAUUGACAUUGACCUGAUUGAUAAGCGGUACUUUCUGCUCAUUCAGCUGCUCUGUCACCUGUGUGCAAUGAGCUCAUCCUGCUGUAAUCCGUUCCUCUACGCCUGGCUACACGACCGCUUCCGUGCUGAGCUCCGAAAAAUGUUUACGUGCCGCCGUCGCAUCGGCAUCGCGGCAAAUAACUGUGCCACAGCCAGCGUGGUUUUGUGA
Molecule: messenger RNA, 1107 nt
Organism: Anoplopoma fimbria (sablefish)
Lineage: Eukaryota; Metazoa; Chordata; Actinopteri; Perciformes; Anoplopomatidae
Gene: prlhr2a
Product: prolactin releasing hormone receptor 2a
Exons: 2
Coding region: 10-1107 (365 amino acids)
Biological process (GO): G protein-coupled receptor signaling pathway
Cellular component (GO): neuron projection; plasma membrane
Molecular function (GO): neuropeptide Y receptor activity; neuropeptide binding
Source: RefSeq, a predicted model, not a curated record